This is a messenger RNA of Astyanax mexicanus (Mexican tetra), 1488 nucleotides long. RefSeq names its product arginine/serine-rich coiled-coil 1 (gene rsrc1). NCBI's taxonomy places the organism in Eukaryota, Metazoa, Chordata, Actinopteri, Characiformes, Acestrorhamphidae. The transcript has 10 exons. The record is from RefSeq and is a predicted model, not a curated record. Bases 125 to 1186 code for a protein of 353 amino acids. Gene Ontology annotation, cellular component: nucleus; cytoplasm. Gene Ontology annotation, biological process: alternative mRNA splicing, via spliceosome.
GUGCUCUGUAUGGACUAUGAAUGCCUGUGUGUGGCUGCAUGGCGCCGCUGUUUGAGUUCAGUGAAGCUGUUUCUGUUUGUGUGAGGAAGCAUUUCUGACACGUUUUAGCCGUGGCUGAAUAAACAUGGGUCGUCGUUCUUCAGACAGCGAGGAUGACAGCCGCAGUCGGCGGAAGAAGAAGCACAGACGCCGCUCUUCUUCUUCUUCCUCCAGCUCAUCAGGCAGCAGAGUGACGAGCCGCAGCAAACAUUCCAGCAGGAGAAGUUCCCGGGACAGAGACAAGGACCGGGACCGGGACCGCGACAGGGACAAAGAUCGAGACCGUGAUCGAGACAGAGAACGAGAUCGAGACCGUGAUCGUGAUCGUGAUAGAAGGCGAAGGCACCGUUCCAGCAGCAGCUCCUCCAGAGGCUCCAUUCACAGGAGGCGGAGCCGCAGCACUGACAAAGGGCGGGGCCACAGGUCACGGAGGUCUCGCUCCCGCAGCCGUAAGAGGUCUCGCUCCCGCCACCGCAGAUCCCGCAGUCGCAGCAGUGGCAGAUCCAGCAGGAGGCGCAGCCGCAGUCUGAGCAAAGGCAGAGACCGUAGCCAGCGCAAGACCCGGGAGAAAGAUAGAGAGCGAGACCGGGACAGAGACAGAGACAGAGGGCGGGACAAAGAGCGCGAGAGGGAGAGCGAUGCAAAAGCCAAAGAGAAGGAAAAACAAGGGGACGUGGGGAACAUCAAAGCCGGAUUAGAACAUCUGACACCGGCUGAGCAGGCCAAGGUGAGACUCCAGAUGGUGCUUCAGGCUGCAGCUAAAACAGAUGAGAUCCUGAAAGCCAAGGAAAAGAAGGAAGAGGAAGCAAAGAAGAUGAAAGAGGAAGAGGAGGCCUCUCUCGCCGAGCAGGUGAGGCGGAUAAAGGAGAUCGAGGCCAUCGAGAGCGACUCCUUUGUUCCUCAGGCUUUCAAAUCAUCCCGGGAUGCCACCAAGGAAACUGAAAAUGUGGAGAUAAAAAAAGAGGCGGACUCCGAUGCUACAGAUAAAGAUGAGGUCAUCUCACUGCCCAUCGGAAUCAAAUACAACGACAGUGAUACACUCGCUCAUCACAGUUUGUUCAUAGACAAAGAAGAAGCAGAGAAGCUGUGGCUGAAUCGACUGCUGUCUCUGCGUCAGGAGAGGCUGAUGGGGAGUCCAGUUUCCUGACCACACCUUUCUAACCAGCAUCUCGGACACAUUCAACUUAUUUUUUUUAUACUCAGUAGACCCACAUGCCUGUUGGAAAUAGAAGAAUAAUUUGAAGGCUUUUUAAACUUUAGAUUUUUUAUUUUUGGAUGUAUAGUAUAGUUGCAGCGACAGUAUGUCAAACUAAUGCUGCAAAAUUAUAGGAAUCUGAAAGAAUGUGACAACCACUGGAAUGUGACUUUUAAAGUGAGGUGUUUUCAGUAAAUUCUGAUCAAUGUAACAGAUCAAAAUAUUAUGACCCCAUCUUUUUUUUUUUUUUUUUU